GCCGCUGUCCGAGAUGCCCGGCGCGCUCCCCGGUGUUCCUGGCGCAGCCGCCGGGGAGCGGGAGGCAGCCCCGGCCGGGCCCGCGGAGGGAGGGGGCCCCGGGCGCUCCCCAGAGCCGUGCGGGUGGCGGGGAAUGUGGCGUGAUCCGGGAUCCCGUGACUCCGGGGCAGGCGGCGCUCCUUUGGGAAGCGGCUCCAGCUGGCGUGUGGCCGGUCGCGACCCCGGCGCGCUUCCUCACGCCUGAGAGACAUCGCCGCUCUGUCAGGGCGAAACUCGCUUCGUGCCUGUGUCCGCAACACGCCUCAGACUGGGAACGGAAGGAGUAUUGAGGCUCCUUUGAUCCCCUUUCCUGGCUGCUGCUGCUCGGAGCGGCUGCCCGGGUCUAGAAAAAACAGGAGGAUCUUUUCCUGUAACGAUGGCAACAAAAUCAUCACUCCUUAAAGUAAUACUGCUAGGAGAUGGUGGAGUUGGGAAGAGUUCCCUCAUGAACAGAUAUGUCACCAACAAGUUUGAUGCACAGCUGUUUCAUACAAUAGGUGUGGAAUUCUUAAACAAAGAGUUGGAAGUCGAUGGACAUUUUGUUACAAUGCAGAUAUGGGACACAGCAGGUCAGGAACGGUUUAGGAGCUUGCGGACUCCUUUCUACAGAGGUUCUGACUGUUGCCUGCUAACCUUCAGUGUGGAUGACUCUCAAAGCUUCCAAAACUUAAGCAACUGGAAGAAAGAAUUCAUUUAUUAUGCAGAUGUCAAGGAGCCUGAAAGUUUUCCAUUUGUGAUACUGGGUAACAAAGUUGAUAUCGAUGAAAGGCAAGUAUCUACAGAAGAAGCCCAAGACUGGUGCAGGAAUAAUGGCAACUAUCCCUAUUUUGAAACCAGUGCAAAAGAUGCCACCAACGUUGCAGCAGCCUUUGAAGAAGCUGUUAGAAGAGUUCUAGCCUCUGAAGAUAGAUCAGAUCACUUUAUUCAAACAGAUACUGUAAACCUUCAUCGGAAACCGAAGCCCAGCUCUUCUUGUUGUUGACUUAAAUUUCUUUUUGCCAAAUUACUGUCAACUAGCUUGCUCUAUAAAAGAAUGGAGAAGGUGUAAUAGAUAGAAUAACAAAUGGGUUUCACUCUAAUAUUAAAAUCGUAAUAUUCUGCUGCUUUCAUGGGGGAGAAAAAGAAAAAUCUCCAUUCAUGAGUGACCUGUUAUUGAAUUAGUGAUGCUUUCUGUUUAGGAAGACAUCGAGGAAAGAAAUAAUAUAAGAAUGUAAUUUGCCAACUUUAUUCAAAUGAUAAAUACUUUGAAUAUAAUUAAAACUUGAAAGUUCUAGAAGCACUACUUUGGAGAAGGUGUUCUGGAAUUCAGGCACAAAGAUACUUUUAUAUGUGUAUAUUUUUAUGAAAUCAGCAUUCCACUUUUGUUUCAUUAGAUGUCAGUUUCUUAACAAUGCUAGAUAUUAAACUUCAGUCUCACUACA
Messenger RNA from Passer montanus (Eurasian tree sparrow), 1460 nucleotides. It is a transcript of the gene RAB9A, whose product is annotated as RAB9A, member RAS oncogene family. The coding region runs from base 416 to 1021 and encodes 201 amino acids. Gene Ontology annotation, cellular component: lysosome; phagocytic vesicle; late endosome. The record is from RefSeq and is a predicted model, not a curated record. Lineage: Eukaryota; Metazoa; Chordata; Aves; Passeriformes; Passeridae. Gene Ontology annotation, biological process: retrograde transport, endosome to Golgi; Rab protein signal transduction. Gene Ontology annotation, molecular function: GTPase activity; GTP binding. The transcript is spliced from 2 exons.